This is a messenger RNA of Mugil cephalus (flathead mullet), 1343 nucleotides long. RefSeq names its product APAF1 interacting protein. Bases 139 to 876 code for a protein of 245 amino acids. Gene Ontology annotation, cellular component: cytoplasm. The record is from RefSeq and is a predicted model, not a curated record. The transcript is spliced from 8 exons. Gene Ontology annotation, molecular function: metal ion binding; methylthioribulose 1-phosphate dehydratase activity. NCBI's taxonomy places the organism in Eukaryota, Metazoa, Chordata, Actinopteri, Mugiliformes, Mugilidae.
CAUCCGGGGACUUGGAGAGGCGACCUGUUUUAGGUGUCGCCCGCUGAUGACGUCGUGUUAGCCGUUAGCCGCUAGCCGUUUCUACUCGUGCUUCUUAAACCACUGAUUGUAUACUGACAUCACACCAUAAACCAGGAGAUGUCGUCCGUGUGCGGCACCAGCAAUGGCUGCCCAGAUGCGGGUCAAGAGGCCUUGGCGAAACAGGAGAAGGAGCAUCCCUGCGUACUCAUUCCUGAGUUAUGUCGACUCUUCUACCAGCUGGGAUGGGUGACGGGGACGGGUGGAGGCAUCAGCCUGAAACAAGGUGAUCACAUCUACAUUGCACCAUCAGGCGUCCAGAAAGAGAGAAUACAGCCAGAAGAUAUGUUUGUGUGUGACAUGGAGGAGAAGGACAUCAGCUGUCCGCCUGCCUGGAAGAAACUAAAGAAAAGCCAGUGUACACCACUUUUUAUGAACGCGUAUACUAUGAGAGGGGCCCAGGCAGUCAUACACACCCACUCCAAGGCUGCUGUCAUGGCAACGCUGCUGUAUCCUGGCAAAGAGUUCAGGAUAACGCACCAGGAGAUGAUCAAGGGGAUUCGUAAGGGCACCUCAGGCACAAACUAUCGAUAUGAUGACACCCUGGUGGUGCCUAUUAUUGAAAAUACACCCGAGGAGAAGGACUUGAAAGACCGGAUGGCUCGGGCAAUGGAACAAUACCCAGAUUCGUGCGCGGUUCUCGUCCGCCGCCAUGGCGUCUAUGUCUGGGGCGAAUCAUGGGAAAAAGCUAAGACUAUGUGCGAAUGCUACGACUACCUGUUUGACAUCGCAGUCCAGAUGAAGCAGUGUGGACUCGACCCUUCAUCCCUUCCACUGGAAGAAAAGGGAAUAGUUUGACAUUCGUUGGCUCUUUUUAAAGAUACAUUUGUUGCAGAAAGGUUGGUGGAGUCCAAUCAGGGGAGCAGAUUGUAAUCAUUUGCCUUUCACGCUGGCCCGCUUCCAAUUUUAUGAAAUUCUGUGUUAAGGGAAGGAGCAGGGUUGAAGGAGAUUGAAUGCCUGUGAUGUGGAAGUACCUGGAGGUAAAAUGUAAAGCACUGUGGGACAACCCAAGAGUGAGCAGCUGUCAAAUCAGUGUCCUCAGGUUCAAAUGCUUUUCUAUUCAAGUCUCACUGCACUGGAAGCAAGGUCUUGUUGUAUGUGAGGCAUGAACAUACCUUGCAUCUAAAUUGAUCUGCAGGAAGACCUUGGCUUCCUUUGCUUCAAUCAAAAAUGAGUGAUGGGAUUUUCUUAGCAAGUUGUGGAAAUUGUUUCCCCUUACAUGAACCUCCCAGCUGUAGUUAAAAUAAACACAUUUUCUAAAAUAA